UGAGCGGAAAAUCGAGUUUAGACCGGUCCGAGUGCGUGUGCGUCGGAUACUGUUUUGUUUUAGCUUAAAGAGGCUAACAAUGGACCUACUUUGACAUCCACAACUCUGAGACACUGUUGUUCAAGUUCUUUUUAAAGACUAGACACUGGAGGAUGGUGGAUAUGGAAGUCCCCUGUUACCUCCCCAAACUUGUGGCUGACCUGAACGAACAACGCAAACGGGAUUUUUUCUGUGACUGCAGUAUCCUGGUGGAGGGUCGUGUGUUCAAAGCUCAUCGCAAUGUGCUGUUUGCAGGCAGUGGAUACUUCCGAGCUCUUCUGGUGCACUACAUACAGGACAGCGGUCAGCGCCACUGCACAGCCUCACUGGAUAUAGUCACGGCAGAUGCUUUUUCAAUUAUCCUGGACUUUAUGUACUCUGGUCGCUUAGACCUACACCGGAACAAUGUCAUCGAGGUGAUGUCUGCAGCCAGUUACCUGCAGAUGACAGACCUGGUGAACUUCUGUAAAGUGUAUAUCAACUCCUCUUUGGAAAUAUGCAACAAGGAGAGGGAAAGAAAUGCCACAGCGGAGCGGCAGUCAAAAGAUAAAGCAGAUUCUCAGACGGUGACGAACUCCACUGGCACAAUGACUAGUGCGUCCCAAAUGGAGGAGGACGACGCUGACCAUGGGGCAGCUCAGAGUGGAACAUCUGCUAAAACUCUCCCGGCUUUAUCGCACAACAGCCCUGCAGGGUCCAGCCGAGAAGUGGACAGUAACUUCCAUAUUCAAGAAGAUUUUCGAGAAGAAGGACACAAAGAAAAUACAGAUCAAACUAACCUCUCAUCCUCCUCUUCCUCUGCUAUGACCCCGGAGCUUGUAAACCCUAAGAUAGAAUAUGACCCCGAUGAACCAGUGCUUAUAGAGUCACCUGACCCUAAAAUUAUAUCCACAUACACUGCCCAGCCUCAUCACAGUCUUCAUAACAACAGACUCCUCCCGUCAUCGCCCCCUGGUGAGCGGUCUCCGUACAGUCCUACGUUCAGCGCUCGUCACUUGAUAGAGAUGCUGGCUCGAGGUGAAGGCCCUGUCCCCAUUGUAGAGAGGGAUAGUCCACGUUUUGCCCCGGGACUGGACGGGGGCGCGGGGAGCAGCAGAAUGGACGAUGGGUUGAGUUUUGUGGGAUCGACCAUGAUGGAGACUCACAGUGACUGGCUGGGAGAGGACACAGGUGAUAGCUUGGUAGUGCAGGUGAAACUCCACAAGUGCCCGUUCUGCCCCUACACGUCCAAACAAAAGGGGAUUUUGAAGAGGCAUAUCCGCAGUCAUACAGGGGAGCGUCCGUUUCCAUGUCCAUUGUGUGGUAAAAGGUUCACAAGACAAGAGCAUCUGCGAAAUCACGCGUUCACUGUUCACAAAGACUGCUGGCCCGUACCUUGCAAAAGCUGUAGGAGGACAUUCACUGGAUCGGCUGUGACUUCAGGUCUGAAGCGAUAUGGGCUCUGUGACAGCUGUAACUGCGUCACCACCACAAAUGAAGACUCUGGGCAUCCCGUCAGCCACGCAGAGGCGGGGGAGCGGCCAGACGGGGGCGCCGACUGGUCAAGUUUUAUGGAUGAUGUGGAGGAGGUGGAGGUGGGCCGAGUGGAGGACCUUGUGGACAGGCAGCUUGCAGGGGUCUGUUCAGACGUUGGCCCCGUGUAAUGU
Messenger RNA from Periophthalmus magnuspinnatus, 1685 nucleotides. RefSeq names its product zinc finger and BTB domain containing 8B (gene zbtb8b). The transcript has 5 exons. NCBI's taxonomy places the organism in Eukaryota, Metazoa, Chordata, Actinopteri, Gobiiformes, Gobiidae. Bases 153 to 1682 code for a protein of 509 amino acids. Gene Ontology annotation, molecular function: DNA-binding transcription factor activity, RNA polymerase II-specific; RNA polymerase II cis-regulatory region sequence-specific DNA binding; protein binding. The record is from RefSeq and is a predicted model, not a curated record. Gene Ontology annotation, biological process: regulation of transcription by RNA polymerase II.